UUAACUUGUGGGCGCUACGAGCAAAAUCUUAAGUGGAAUGAGUUUUGUGCAGUGAGAUGGAUGCCAAGAUGAAUGCCAUCAAAAUAAUAGUGCUGCGCUACAGAAAUUGUGACACAAGUGAAGAUUCAUCGAGUUCUGAUGACGAAUGGAAUGUGUUAUUAUUUAAAAGAGAAAAGCGUAAACAUCGUCCACGAAUUCAAAAUUAUGUCGAUAAUGUUGUGGUUCGUUACAUGGGACACGAUUUCAAGAGUCAUUUCAGAAUGUCAAAAGCAACUUUUCAAUAUUUGUUAGAAAUGCUAAGACCGUAUUUGACCAGAAAAACAAAAGGAUGUCCUAUGAUUCCAGCUUCUCAUCAAUUAAUGAUAGCUAUUUGGAAAAUGGCAACCAUGGACUCUUACAGAUCUGUUUGCGAUAGAUUCAAUGUUGGAAGAGCAACUGCUGUUCGAGCUGUGCGAAAAGUUACCCGUGCACUUUUUUUAAAUUCGUCAACAUUUAUUAAGUGGCCUACUGGUGAUCGUGCUAUAAGGGUUAUGCAAGGAUUUAAAGAAAGCAGUGGAUUUCCAAAUACCAUUGGGGCCAUUGAUGGUACCCACAUUCGAAUUGAUGCACCAAAAGAAAACCAUGUCGAUUACAUCAACCGUAAAGGAUUCCAUUCGAUACAGUUACAGUUAGUGUGUGAUCACAGAACUUUGAUCACACACUGUUAUGCUGGGCAUCCUGGGUCAGUUCAUGAUCAACGAGUUUUUCGCCAAUCUGAGGUAGCAAACUAUUUAAAUGAUGAAGAGAAAUUUCCAGCAGACAGUCAUUUAUUGGGAGAUGCGGCAUACGAGAUUCAUCAACACUUAUUGACUCCCUUUAGAGACAAUGGACACCUAACAGAGGCACAAAACAAUUAUAAUUAUCGCAUGUCUGUAGCCAGAGUUACAGUCGAGAGGUGCAUCGGUUUAUUGAAAGGGCGCAUGAGAAGUCUAUUGCACUGUUUGCCUAUGUCAAGAGUGGCCUUAAUGGCGGAAUAUGUGAUAACUUGUUGCGUAGUCCAUAAUAUCUGUACAUUAAGAAGUGAUGACAUACCCGAAGUUAUCACCAUACCCCCAGCCUUACAAGAAUGCAACAGAGCUGAAGAAAAUUUGCAAAGAAGACAGAAUGCUGGAGGAGUUGCCAAAAGAAAUUUGAUUAUGCACACUUUAUUAUAAGAUUAAAAAAUCAUUAUUGUGUUAGUUUUUGUAUAUAUGAAUUUUUUAAAUAAUACAUGUACUUUUCUUACUAUGUACUAAAUUAUGUACUAAAUAAAAAUGUCA
Temnothorax curvispinosus is the source of this 1298-nucleotide messenger RNA. RefSeq names its product putative nuclease HARBI1. The transcript has 4 exons. Lineage: Eukaryota; Metazoa; Arthropoda; Insecta; Hymenoptera; Formicidae. The record is from RefSeq and is a predicted model, not a curated record. The coding region runs from base 57 to 1193 and encodes 378 amino acids.